GACCUGACAUGUAUUCGAAAAAGAAUCCGAAAUAAUUAUGAUUAAUUAUGAUUAAAAUAAUAUAAAUUAAUAAUGGCAAUAAACUAAGAAAAAUUGUAAUAUAUAGAAAUGGACUAUUACAUUUUAAUCAACGUUAUCAAAAUCUAUUGUAUAAUUGUUUCAUGAUUGAAUUAUUACAAAUUCAGUUUUGCCGUUUACAUUGAGAUACACGUGCGUGUGUAUAUUGUAUAUUACGUGAAUGAAAAAAUAAAUCGUACAAUGUUUUACUAAAUUAUUGGUAAUUAAUCCUAUUAUCUCUAAAAAAUUGCCGUUAAUCAUUGUUGCAGUUUUAUUUAUUUAGAAAAAUGUUUGCGGCUGUUUCGAAACCCUUUUAUAUAUAUUCAGCCGGUAUAACCAUCAUUGGUGGAGGUUACAUACUUAGAGAUUAUCUUAGUGGACAAUUAUAUGAGAAUGAUAAAAAAUUAAACGAUAAAGUAAUUAUUAUAACAGGAGCAAAUACUGGAAUUGGUAAAGAAAUAGCCCGUGAUCUAGCUAAACGAGAGGCUACGGUUAUAAUGGCUUGUAGAGAUAUGGAAAAAUGUGAAAAUACACGUCGUGACAUAGUACUAGAAAGUAGGAAUAAAUAUAUUUAUUGUAGACCAUGUGAUCUAGCAUCUCAAAAAAGUAUUAGGGAUUUUGUAGAACAAUUUAAGAAAGAACACAAGAAGCUUCACAUUCUUAUAAAUAAUGCAGGAGUAAUGAGAUGUCCCAAGAUGUAUACCCAAGAAGGAAUUGAAUUGCAAUUUGGUGUGAAUCAUAUAGGUCACUUUUUACUAACAAAUUUAUUGUUGGACGCUUUAAAAGAUUCUGCACCAUCAAGGAUUGUAAAUGUUUCAAGUAGUGCACACAAGCGUGGCAAAAUUAAAUUCGACGAUUUGAAUAAUGACAAAACCUAUGAGCCUGGCGAAGCAUAUGCACAGAGCAAAUUAGCUAAUAUUCUAUUUACAAAGGAAUUGGCAAAUAAAUUGAAAGGAACUGGUGUUACAGUGAAUGCCGUCCAUCCUGGUAUAGUACGAACAGAAAUAAUGCGAUAUAUGGGAAUUUAUCAAAACUUUUUAGGUAGAUUGGCUGUAGAUACACUUACAUGGUUAUUUAUUAAGACACCUAUAAAGGGAGCGCAAUCUGUUUUAUUUGCUGCGUUAGAUCCGUCUUUGGAUGAUGUGACUGGAGAAUACUUCAUUAAUAAUAAAGUAGCAGAAGUUUCGAAUGAAGCAAAAAAUGAUAGAGUUGUAAAAUGGCUAUGGGCAGUCAGUGAGAAAUGGACUAAAUUGGAUUCUGUAUAAACUAGUGUAAAUAUAAGAAAUUUUGUUAAAAUUAA
Messenger RNA from Bombus pascuorum, 1357 nucleotides. RefSeq names its product retinol dehydrogenase 13-like. The transcript is spliced from 6 exons. The record is from RefSeq and is a predicted model, not a curated record. The coding region runs from base 345 to 1322 and encodes 325 amino acids. Lineage: Eukaryota; Metazoa; Arthropoda; Insecta; Hymenoptera; Apidae.